Chroicocephalus ridibundus (black-headed gull) is the source of this 1588-nucleotide messenger RNA. It is a transcript of the gene RGS19, whose product is annotated as regulator of G protein signaling 19. Lineage: Eukaryota; Metazoa; Chordata; Aves; Charadriiformes; Laridae. The record is from RefSeq and is a predicted model, not a curated record. The coding region runs from base 550 to 1149 and encodes 199 amino acids. The transcript has 6 exons.
UGGCUUUCUCUGGGUGCCAGGGACCACUCUGGGGACAUAUCCUGCCCAGCGCUCCACCUGGGGGAAGCCACGCUGGUUGAUUCCUUGGCCACGGGGCUGUUCCAGUGCCGUUGUGCCCAGGCUGUCUCCGAGACACCCGGCCGUAGCUGGCACGGCAGCAGGUGCCCAUCCCGGCCACGGAGCCCUGGUGCGGCUGCUCUGGUGCCUGCGGCGGCCGCCGGAUCCAUCCAAGGGGUGGGAAGCAGGAGCACGGCCCAGCUCGGUUGCCGGCGGGGAUCGCUGUGCCCUGCUCCUGCCCCGUCGGGGCAGCCGGCCCCGCGGCGAGCGGCAAGGAGAGGAGCCGGGCCCUGCCGGGGCUUUCCCAAAAAAGGCUCCAUCCAGGAGGCGGCAGGGACGUUAGCCGGGGGUUCUCGGCGGCACGGCUCAGCCGGGGGCUGGGAGGAGCAGAGAGCAGCAGAAGAGCCCCCGAAGCACGACCCAACCCCGUCCACCGUGUAUGAGGCUGGGACGCAGUACGCAGGACCCGCGUCCGCAGAGACACCCCUUCCGAUGUCCCGGCAUGAGACUUCUCCGACAACGGUGCAACCCGCCAGCAACCACCGCCCCAACGCCUGCUGCUUCUGCUGGUGCUGCUGCUGCAGUUGCUCAUGGAACGAGGACCGGGAGCGAGCGUGGAGGGCGUCCCGGGAGACCAAACUGGAGACCAUCCCAAACUGUGAAGCAUGCGCCAAACCCAGCCCGGAGGAGGUGCGGGGCUGGGCACAGUCCUUCGACAAGCUGAUGAAGAGCCCGGCGGGUCGCAACGUCUUCCGGGAGUUCUUGCGGACUGAGUACAGCGAGGAGAACAUGCUCUUCUGGCUGGCGUGCGAGGAGCUCAAAAACGAGUGCAACAAGCACACCAUCGACGAGAAGGCCAGGAUGAUCUACGAGGACUACAUCUCCAUCCUCUCGCCCAAGGAGGUGAGCCUGGACUCGCGGGUGCGGGAGGUCAUCAACCGGAAGAUGCAGGAGCCGUCCUCGCACACCUUCGACGACGCGCAGCUCCAGAUCUACACGCUCAUGCACAGAGACUCCUACCCUCGCUUCCUGAACUCUGCCAUAUACAAAUCGCUGCUCCAGAGCGUCUCCCGCUCCUCCUCGGAGUCCUAAGGGCACCCGCCGGCCGUGGGGACGCCGGUGGGGACACGGUGGCCUGGCGGGGGUGGUGGGCUCGGUGCCUCCUCCCCUCCGCCGCCCUCCCUGCCAGCCCCCUCCCAAGUUUUUAGCUUUUUACCUGUGAACCGUCACCCCGGUUUCUGGGCCACCCUCCAGGACUGUCCCCGGGGCUGAUGCCACUGCGGCAGCGCAGCCCGGGCUGGCUCGUACUACUGAACCCCUGCCCCGUCCCCGCCGCUGGCCGGAGCGAGCCGCGGGAGAGCGCCCAGGGCCCGGCUCCCCCUCCCCGGCUCCACCCGCACCCCAUUUUGAAGAGGUCACUUUAUCCCCUCUCCAACACACCUGGGGACACGGCACGUCCCCGUUUCCCACAUGAGACCCAGUUGGGGACUGGGUUGGGGUUUUUUUUUGGGGUGGGGGGGAGGUCGAUUGU